Messenger RNA from Toxotes jaculatrix (banded archerfish), 10948 nucleotides. Its product is annotated as serine/threonine-protein kinase WNK2. Lineage: Eukaryota; Metazoa; Chordata; Actinopteri; Toxotidae. The record is from RefSeq and is a predicted model, not a curated record. The coding region runs from base 738 to 8615 and encodes 2625 amino acids. Gene Ontology annotation, cellular component: cytosol; cytoplasm. Gene Ontology annotation, biological process: positive regulation of sodium ion transmembrane transporter activity; monoatomic ion homeostasis; negative regulation of sodium ion transport. The transcript has 28 exons. Gene Ontology annotation, molecular function: protein serine/threonine kinase activity; ATP binding; potassium channel inhibitor activity.
GGAAGAGACGAUGACAAGCGAAAACAGUUGUACGCGUAAAUUAAUUUUCGAGGGGACGACAGGCGAACUCAAAUUCCCCGUGUCUUAAAGCGGCCCGGCUGCUCUUUAACUACAGCAGGCUCCGCAUACAGCAGCCACGGAGAGGCAGCGGAGGGACUCGGCAUCUUUAGCUGCUGUAUCUGCAACGGAAGAAAGAGAAAGAGGGAGAGGGAGAAAGACAGGGAUGCGAGGACUUGAAAGGAGAUAAAUAAAACGUAUUCGUCCGGUUUUUUUUUUUAUUCUCGUCAGCAUGGGGUCUGUGUUCAGUUAGCAAACGCCGAGUUGAACCUGAAUUUGUUUGCGGCUCGUUUGUGGGGGCUGUAGCGCCUGUCCGUGAAAAUGGGGAUAAUAAUAUGCAGAUAGGGCGUUUUAAAGUCCACCUUUUGUCGUGGACGGUCGGCUAACGUUAGCGAGGCUUUUCCCGACACCGGACCUGGCAGGUUUGUGUGUGUGCCGUGUGUAGCUAGCGUGAGUUUAGCCGAGGUUGUGUGCUCGUGUUUCUUCGCUUUUCGAGCCAGCUCUUCAUAUCGGAUGUAAUCUCGCCUAUGCCAUCCUUCCCAGCGCUGUGAGGGGCCUCUGCUGGCAAACUGCGUCACCGAGUGGGCGCUGCAGGUAUCCGUCUCUGAAUCUGCAUGUUGGAAAGUCUGGCCAUGGCACGAAUGACCCGGGAACCAAAGUGACAGAACUUUUAAACCGUCAUGGAGCCGGAGGCUAAUUUGAACUCCGAGGCCCGCCAAGAACUGAAACAUCCAUCCGUACCCAACUCUCAGUGUGAACUGGCCAUGGGUGAUGGAAACCUUGUGGACUCAGUAGUGAGAGGUGGGAGUGACCCCAGUGCAUACCCUUUGUCCAGCUAUCAGAAGAAUGUGCACCAGAGAUUCAUUAGGAGAAGUUUGUGGUUUUCGGACACUGAUGAGCAGGCUUUUGAAGCACUGGAAUGUGAUAACAGGAGUAAGAUCCUUAACAUAAACCUGCGAACAAUUGUGGACAGGACUCGGGGGACUAGUUGUGGGAUACAAGAGGGUUCCAGCACAGAAAGUCAAGGUGGGCAAAAAGACAGUGCCACAGAGAGCGCCAGUGCUGAUGAAGAGAAGGAAAAGGGUGGAGAUGCAUUAAAUGUUACGUGCAGCGAUGGUGCUAAAACUGCUAUCAAGGCGGCCAGUGAGGAGAAUGAGGAGGAGGCAGAGAUGAAAGCAGUCUCCACAUCUCCAGGAGGACGGUUCCUCAAAUUUGACAUUGAGCUGGGGAGAGGGUCCUUCAAGACGGUUUACAAAGGCCUGGAUACUGAGACCUGGGUGGAGGUUGCCUGGUGUGAGCUGCAGGAUCGUAAGCUGUCAAAAGUGGAGCGUCAGCGCUUUAAGGAGGAAGCAGAGAUGUUGAAGGGUCUUCAGCAUCCCAACAUUGUCCGUUUCUAUGACUUCUGGGAGUCACCCCUUAAAGGGAAGAAGUGCAUUGUUCUAGUAACAGAGCUCAUGACGUCAGGGACACUAAAAACCUAUUUAAAGCGUUUCAAGGUAAUGAAGCCCAAGGUGCUGAGGAGCUGGUGCAGACAGAUCCUGAAAGGCCUCCACUUUCUCCAUACCAGGACCCCACCCAUAAUCCAUAGGGACCUCAAAUGUGAUAACAUCUUUAUCACUGGACCUACAGGGUCGGUCAAAAUAGGGGAUUUAGGACUGGCAACACUCAAGGCAGCUUCCUUUGCCAAGAGUGUCAUAGGCACCCCUGAGUUCAUGGCUCCAGAGAUGUAUGAGGAGCACUACGAUGAGGCUGUGGAUGUCUACGCCUUUGGCAUGUGUAUGCUAGAGAUGGCCACCUCAGAAUACCCCUACUCCGAGUGCCAGAAUGCUGCUCAGAUCUACCGCAAAGUCACAAGUGGAGUGAAGCCAGCCAGCUACAACAAGGUCAUGGAUCCUGAAAUCAAGGAGAUUAUUGGGGAGUGUAUCUGCCAAAAGAAAGAGGAGCGGUACACCAUCAAGGACUUGUUGAACCAUGCUUUCUUUGCUGAGGACACAGGUGUGAGGGUAGAGCUAGCUGAGGAGGACGAUGGGAAAAAAGCCUCAAUAGCCCUCAAACUGUGGGUGGAGGACCACAAGAAGUUAAAAGGGAAGUACAAGGAGAGUGGUGCCAUUGAGUUCACAUUUGACCUGGAAAAGGAGGUCCCUGAGGUUGUGGCACAAGAAAUGGUGGAGUCUGGCUUCUUCCAUGAGAGUGAUGCUAAGACUGUGGGAAAGUCGAUCAGGGACCGCGUGGCACUGAUCAAAUGGAGAAGAGAGAGAACAGUGUCUGCUGCUGCAGUUGCAGUGGAUCAGGGUGAAGGAGGACAAAAGGUUCAGGUGACACCGUCUCAGGGCAUCUCUGUUGGGGCUGCACAUGUGGGACAGCCCCCUUUGCUGGAGCCAGAAGAGCCAGAGGCAGACCAGCACACCAGGCUGUGCAACCUACCAGCCAGUGCCACCUCAGUGACAUCAGACGGCACACUUGACAGUGGCAUGGGCUCCACUGUGUACUCAGACUCCCACAGCAGCCAGCAGAGUGUCCUCUACCAGUCCCUGCUGGAGCCUAUUACUAUGGCAACGCAGCAGUGUCAGAGCAGUAGGCCUCUUCUGACAGAUCGGCCUCACUCCUGUGAAAAGGGUGAAAUAUGGAGGGCAACGCUGAGCCCAGAUCUCAGGAUUCGAUUGGGAGCUGCAGCCCGGAGAGGAAGUGCGCCUGUGAUUGACACUCACAGGGCAAACCACAUUGCUCAACUCCAUGCCCUCAGUCAGUCUCAGAGAUCGAUCAGUCCCACACCCACAGUACAAGAGAACCAGUCAGAACUUAGCCCCUCUGAGUUUCACUCAGAGGCUGAGGAUGGGUUCACCUCCCAGAGAGGUCUGCCACUGCUGCAGGUCUCCCCUGUCUCCUCACCUUCUGAGUACCGCCGCCUCAGUGACACCAGCAUCAGACAGCCAUCAGAGGCCAGUGAAAACUUAACACUGCCUGUGCCAAGUGGACGCAGACACUCUGACCUUAGCAGUCUUCUGAGUGUAACCUCUCACCAUAACCCCAAUUUUACAAUGCACAAAAACCACAUGUGCCAGGCCUGCCUCUCCUUGCUGCUUUUAAGGUCACGAGAAGGGAGCUACCGCCACCCUUGUGUUGUCAUGCCAACACACCACUGUCCAUGUGACUUGAGACACUACCCAUCCCCUGGUGGGACAUUGACCACCCCUGGUUUUGGACGGCUGAAAGGUUCCAGCGAUUGCUCUGAUUUCUCGCUGCUGCAGAAGUCCCUGUUCAAUAUAAUCAGCCGCAAAACAGCCCCUUGUCACACAACAACACCCACCCAAGCCUCACUGCUGCACCCCUCAGCUGCCCACAGGCCGGCCUGCAGUGAUGGUGACAGCUGCCUGAAGAGUCAUCUCCUGAAUGGCAGUUCAGUUGGGGACCAAGAACCCCUCCCGGUCAGCGAGGAUAAAUUGUGUUCCAGAGAGCAGCAAGUUACUGGGGCUGUAGGAGUGACCAGUUCCGCAGGUCACCAGAAUCAACCAUCUGUCCAGGGCCUGCCUUCUUCCAACACAGCAGUGCACACACCGCUGCAGUACCUCCAGCCUGGCCACAGCUACCCUGCUACUCCCUAUACCGGGCAACCCAGUGGUGCAACACCAGCUGCAGCUGGCCUUUGUUUAGUCAACAUCCAGCAUCCAGGCAGCGCUGCAAGCUACGCACCUCCAAGUGUGCAACAGACCCAAGCUGCAGCAAGUAUUUCAGCAACAGCUGUGCCACAGCAUGUUUCACAGGGCCACCAAGGACCAGGGCAUCAACAGCAGCAGGCAACGGCAGCAAGCUCUUUAACUUUUCCUUUGCAAGUCCAACAAACAUGCCAGAACUGUGUGGCUCCAACUCGACAACAGGCUCAGUCUACGUCAGGAUAUCCUACUCAAGUUCAGCAACAGACGACAGCAGCAGCAGCAGCAGCCACCCUGCCAGCACAAAACUACCCUCUGGCAUCUGUAGCCCCAGCACCGUGUCAUCUUGCACAAGCUCCCAGCGCACUGCAGCACGUCCAAUCCACAGUCAAACUGCCAAGUCAGCAGCCUGGUCAGAGCUCCUCCACACCAGCACUUUACAGCCAACAGAUGCCCGUUCAGCAAGAGCACCAACAGCCCCUACAGCAAAAUACUCAAUCCAGUAUGCAACAAACACAAAAUGCUGGGCAGGCUUAUAUUCAACCUCAACUCCAGCAUAACCAAGAUACUGUGCAUCCCAUACACCAACAAAUGGCACAACAGCCUACCCAACAGUCUCAAAGUCUUCAGUCUACUGGUCAGCAACAAUUGCAUACCCAAACUCUGCAGCAGCGCGGUCAGAAAGCCAUGCAAACUGCAGUUCCACAGCAGAGCCAGGAUGUGUCCCAGUCUACAGUCCAACAGGUUCAGACCGCAGCUUCUCACCUUCAUCCCACAGCAGCCCCAGUUGUGCAAGUUGCAGCCACACCUCAGAAUUACCCUGCUUCAGGUCUACCUGAUGCCAUGUCUCAGAGCUAUGCACAUACUGCCCUCAAUGCGCUGCAGCAACCGACCGCUCCAGCUCAGAGCCAGUACCAGCCUGCACAGUCUACUGCUGCUCCACAGACCUAUGGAGGAGCUACCCAGAGCCUUCCACCCUCUUCCCAGCAUAGCCAGGCUGCACAUAUUGCCCAACAGUUUCAACCCUAUCUUUGCAUCGCUGCAUUCCUGAAUCAGAAUAUUCCUGCUGGUCAGAGCAUUUCACAGCUUGGACAAGAUGGACAGGGCCCUGGGCAGAAUCUCACCCAGUCUGCUUCCAGUAUGCUGGCCCAGGUACUUCCUCGUCAACAGUCAAUGGCUCAGACAACUGUCCAUCAACAACUCCAACCUCUGCAGAUAUCAAACUCCUUACCACCAACACAUGCAUCCCAGGCUCCCCAGCAGGCCCAGGUCAGCCAUCCUGAGCUUGCCCCCUCUGCUCAACCAGUCCAGCCUGGUCUCUUCUCACCUGUGCAGAGUGGGACUGACCCAGGCACAGCCACUACUGCUGCUCAUCUAGACAACAAUAGUCCAUGCCAGCUGGCCCUGCAGGCCCAGGCCCAGAGUCAGGUUCAGAGCCAAAUUCCUGUGCUGCAGCCCUCUGACUCUCAGAGAGCAUCAUCUGGGUCUGCCAGUUCCAGUCUGACUCAGCAGAAACAUCUCAGUAGUCUAACAGGAGCUGCAGGUCUUGUCCCAACAGAGACCAGCACGGAGGAUCAAGCCGCAGAGAAACACACUGGAGGACAGAGCUACGACAGUGUCAACUCUGAUGCCACGUCAGGGAAGGAGAUGAGUGAUGGUUAUGAGGGUACACAUGGAGGUAAAGGUGAAGGGAAAGUCCGCAAACACCACCGCAGGUCCACGCGCACUCGGUCUCGUCAGGAGAAGAUUAGCAGGCCAAAGCUCAGCAUGCUCAAUGUGUGUAACACCGGGGAUAAGAUGGUAGAGUGUCAGUUGGAAACUCAUAACCAUAAGAUGGUCACUUUCAAGUUUGACCUGGAUGGAGAUGCACCGGAGGAGAUUGCUACAUACAUGGUGGAGAACGAUUUCAUUCUACCUCUGGAAAAAGAGGUCUUUAUUGAACAGCUGAAGGACAUUGUGGACAAAGCUGAGGACAUGCUGAGUGAGGACACAGAGGGUGAGAGGAACUCUGACCAGGGAGGCAGUCCCAAACAAAGUGAAGGAGCUGACACGCUGGGAACAGAGGCUUCAGCACCCAGCACCCCACAGCAGGUGUACCAACAAAAUGUCCUCCAUACUGGCAAACGCUGGUUUAUCAUCUGCCCUGUAGCUGAGACACCCGUGCUAGAUAAAGAGAAGACAACAUCGCACUCCUCUACAGCCCAGGAAUCUGAAAAGUCUGAUUCAUCGUCAGUCAGGCCCAGCAUCAACACAACUGCAGUGAAAACCCCAGUCGCAUCUUUAGCUUCCCAAAGCCCUUCCUCCUCCUCCUCCUCCUCCUCUCUGCCCCCUGCUGCUCAAACCUCAGUGCAAGCUUUAGAGAAAAACACUGGCAAACCCCGGGUCCAGCAGACUCAGCCCUGUGUAACUAAACAUGCCCUUGCUGCUGGUGUCAGCCAUCAGAACUCCCUUCCUGUGGAAGAACCUUGCAUCUCUGCUGUUUCUAUGGUGACGGACAUGCCCUGCUGUGCUAUUGUGCCACCUGUGUCUCUGGAUGUGAAUGCCAUUGAUAAAGGAGCAGCUGGUCGUUUGGCCUCGUCUCAAACUAAUCAGCCCAAUGAGAAGGCCAGUCCUACUGGAGUCCCUCAGCUGGCCUCCCAUCAGUCUGUCGUCCUGCAGCAGCCCUAUGCCACACCAAUGCAGCCUGGGACAGUGACCUCACAGCCCCAGAGUCCAGCACAUCAGACCUCCCAGAACUCCCAGUCGUCAAGCCAACAGCAGCCAGCAAGUGGGGGGCCAGGAGAGUCAGAUAGUGAGGGACCACGCAGGGUGGAGUUUGUUGACCGCACCAUCAAGACUUUGGAUGAGAAACUGAGAAACCUGUUGUACCAGGAGCAUGCUCCCUCCCAGCCUUCAGGCACAGCAUCUGACCCCCAGGCCUCCAGCACAGAGGGAGUCAGCUCCCCUCCAGUUUCAGAUGGCCAGAGCUCUGAGGGAGCACUUACAAAGAAGAAGGCUGACCCGCUGCCUCAGAUUCCUGAGCGUGCAGAUAGUGUGGGUGCACUAAGUGACUCUGCAGUGGCAGCCACCAGCAGGGUUUUGAAAGGAAGAGAUGAGACUGCCAGCUCCACUCCACACAGCUCCAAAAGCCGUUUUCAAAUCGUCCCUACUCCACCGGAUGUCAUUUGUCGUUUAGAAAAAAGCAAGACAAGCUGCAGCACCUGCAGUUCCCCAGCACCCUCUAGUGGUUCUGGAGGGUCUCACAGCCAGACCCAGGGCCCAAGCAGGAAAGAGAAGAGCUGUGUGGCUGUGGGCAGGUCCUCUGUGUCAGCUGCGGCUGAUAAUGAGAAUGCAGGAACAUCCAAACCCCACAAUAGUAACCGCUACUCUGCCCCACCAAACUUCUACCAGGCCACCCCCACUUCCAGCCCUGAUGUCACCCCACGCCAUAUCCCACGGGCACAGACCAUUGACACUCCGACCCAUCACCACUACCACCAACCCUCUCACCUCUACUCUGACUCAGCAGAUGAGGACAGCAGCAGCAUAGCUCUCCCUCCGGCCCACCCUGCUCCCCCAGCUCAUGCCCUAUCUGAACACAGUGGUAGCGACCUCAUGAAGAGGGCAGUGGCCUUCCUGCGGCGCUCUGGUCGGAGCAAAAGUGAGCAGAGCUCUGAUUCACCAAGCCGACAACCCGUGGCAAUGAAUGGUCACGGUCCCUCGCCUUCUGCAGGGCAUGCUCACUCAUCCUACAUCAGCAGUGACAAUGAUUCUGAGUUCGAGGAUGCAGAUAUGAGGAAGGAACUACAAAAACUAAGAGAAAAACACAUGAAAGAGAUCUCUGAGCUGCAGGCGUUCCAGAGGAGUGAGAUAGAGCGUCUGUACAAGGAGCUGGGAAAAACUCUGCCCCCCAAUGUCGGCUUACUUCAUGCUGCACCCCCAAGCGGCCGCAGGCGUAGAGCCAGCAAACACAAGCUGAAGGCUGGAAAACUGCUCAAUCCGAUGGUGCAGCAGCUUAAAAACAAUCUUAACACGACCACUGAGAGGAAAGGUGAGAGUGCUGCCAGUUCAUCCGGCUCCCCAGCUAAAAGUUCAGUUUUGUCAGAUGGCUCUGCCCACUCCAGUGGCAGCUCCAGCUCCAGCAAUCAGCCCAACACCGCCCAAGAGCAGGUCCACACACAGCAACCCUGUUCCCUGAAGGGCUCUUUUUCCUCAGACAACAUCUACGCUGGGCUACAUGGUGACGGAAUGGCCACCCAAGCAGGCCCUGGCCAAGGGUCUUCUCUCAACACCACCACAGCUCAGACAGCUUCCAGUCAGACACAGCCGUCACUGACCACAGCCACACCCUCACCAUCUCCUCAGCCAAUCACACGGCUUGCUCAGGUCCAGACAAACAACAGCAACAACAAGAGAGGUACGUUUACAGAUGAUCUUCACAAACUGGUAGAUGACUGGACGAAGGAGACCGUUGCGGCAGCCAAUCAGCCGCGACCCUCCCUGAACCAGAUCAGACAGCAGAGACGACAGCAAGACUUGGAAUGCAGAGCGCCGCCCAUGGGAGCAGCUACACAUGAGAUGAAAUGUCAUGUUGGUCCCAGCAAGUUCCAGCUGCCUCUGUCCUGCCCCCUGACUGCUGCUUUAGGCCCAGGUAUGCCCACAAGCCUAGCUCCCAACUCCUCAGCAAUUCUCCCUCCUGGGUACCUUCUGCCAGCAGGCUCCUACGGCGGAAUGGUUCCCGGUCCUCUUUACCCUCAGCAGUGGCCCGGCAUGCCUAGUCCUGUAGGGUCCAUGGGUCCUGUAGGGCUGCUUGGUGCUGCUAGAAUGAUGCCCUAUUCCACAAUGGCAAACCCAGGGAUCCAAGCCUACCCUCUGGUCAUGCACAACCCUGAGAAUGGCCCCUGUCCAAAAACCACUAGGACUACCUAAUCCGAUAACUAUAAUUUGUUGGUGUGUAUGGCCAGGGCAGGAUAGUCCAACUCCACUCUGUUCUGGUUCACCAGAGCCACAACUGUACAUAAUCUGAUGUUGUAAAUAACAUGACAGAGUGUUGUUAUUCUUUAUACAACACAUAUAUCUGUAGUAAACUGUGUAUGUGUGGGUGUGCGUGUGGGCGUGUGUAUGUAUGUGUGUAUACUAUACAGUACAUGUUAAGUAUGUCUGAAUACCUAAUGCUUUUUGGCUUUGGUCUUGACUAAACUCAGCCAUACAAGACAUAUUGUUAGCGUUCAUGAAAACAUUUCACUAUAUUCUUUAUUACUGCAGUUUUCACAUUGAUUUUGCCUUUCUCUGUGUUAUGUACACUUUAAACACUACAUUGGAAUCCAAAUACCAGUGGUUUGAGAAACAGAAACAGGACAGUAUUUAUGAUGAAUAUAUUUGAAGGAAUGUAGUGCCUUGAACAUUGAUUUAUAAUUUUCUUUUCUUCUGUGAAACAAAGCAUGUCUGCAUCCAGGUUAUUUUAAUUGAUGGUAGCUUGAGUGCAGUCUCUUUUCUUUAAUGCAUUACAGACACUUUUGUUUUUGGUUUACAUAUGAAUGCCCUUGUAGUACUGCACUAUUAACACAGUAUAUGCUCUUAUUUAAAUAAUAAAAUCAUGUUUUAUCCCUUGUUUACUUUCCACCCCUGUGACAGAUGGAAUGCCAUAGUGGUGAGUUGUACCGUUGCCUUGCAGAAACAAAUGGUUAAUGUACGACUGAUGAGAAUGAGGAAAAAUAAUUAUGCCAGCAGCCAAAAUCCACUCUUUCAGGUUGAAUGGUUCAGUUGGACACGGCCUCUUCUAGAAAAGACAACAGAUGUGUUGCACAAGCACAAGUGCUGGCAGUGUUGUAGCCUUGUGCUCAAAGGCAGUGUCCAGAGCCAUAUGUACUGUACAUAGUUUCCUCUACAGUAUAUGCCUCUGGUAGUGUUCUGAUCAGAAUGUAGCAGUUAAUAUGUGAUGCUUGAGGCUUAAAAGUGCAAUUUAACCCCUCCACAAAGCUUUGAUCGUGGCCUUGCCACAAGCCUUAUCUCUGAUGUGUGCAACAGGAGCAAGCUGAAAAGUUGAACAAUGUUACAAUCACCAAGCAACAGACAGAAGUUACCAGGAAAAUUAUAAAUAUUACAAAUCACCCAGCAAACUCUGAGUUCACUACUGCUAAAUGUAAUUUCAACUUGGCUAUCCUAUUACUCAGCAUACACUGUAUGUAAAAUGUCCUGUGCAAUCACCAGUUAAGUCUGAUGUUUUUAACUUAUUUGAUGUUUAAAGCUUGAUUUUUGAUGCUGCUAUCGUCUUAGGUGAUUCCACUGUACAGUUAAACAUUCUAUUCACACAAGAUGGUACUUCAGAAUAAAAGACUUCUCAAAUUAAAUUAACAAACGAGACGCUCACAAAGCAGUGUUAUUGCCUUGUUAAAAUUUUGAAGAUGUGUUGGUUUCCCAGGUUGCUUUUGAUGACAGUCUAUUUUUGUUCUUGUCAGUAAUAGAUUGCAAAAUUCAAAAUGAUACUUGAUGUGGGAGAUUUGCACAACAGAUAGUCUCCCUCAAUUGUAACCUAUGUUAAGGCGUUUCCAGCACUGUAUAUUGUGGGUUUCACCGCCUGUACUUUUUUUAUCACUGACAAGCAUGGCCAACUUUUCAUGUUCCACAAAGCAAAGAUAAACAAUACUGCUACCGUGGUUAGAAAUUUCACAUCUCCACAACACAUUUGAAAAGUUUCAGCACCCCAAUCCUUCCAAGCUGUGAAUUGUACAGUUUUCUUGUAGUUUAUAUUUGUACAUUUUGUUUGUUUGACUGUUUAGGGGUGGUGGUGAUGGUGGUGGUGUUGGAGGGGUUUCUUUGAUGUAUAUUAUUCCAUCAAUUCGGUUUGAAUUGGACUUUUAUAGGAUAUUAUGCAGAGUCUUCUGCUUUGGUGAAAUACUUCCAGUAGUAAGAGAUUUCUGUUCUCUGUCACUUGUAUCUGGUAUGUUUUGUUCCACCUCCCUUCCUGCUAACUCAUUGUGAGCAGAGGAGGGAAUAACAAUUGUUGCCAUAUUCAUUUGGGUGCAGUGACAAAACCGAGGGCUGAAAUGCACAGAGGAGGAGCAGUCCUGACACUUCCUACUCUGCACAUCUCACUUCUCUCUGAACACCAUUGCCCCCUGGUGAUUAUGCUCUGGUUGUCAAAGGCUUGUAUUUAAACUGUGUGGGAUUGCUUCUGCCUGCUGUAUGUCCCACUGCAUUACCCCACCCUACCCUGCUGCACUCUAAUCACAGACUGUAUGUUGAGAGAGAAAUAAAUAUUA